UAAGGAUGUAUACAUUAUUUCAGUUACAUACUUUUUUUUUGUCAAUAAUUUGCAUUCAAAAUUCCAAUUGAAAUUUUUUAAAUUCUUUUCAUAAACGAAAUAAGUAUCGACUUGUAUUUUCUAUAUCGGAAAAAUUUUGAGAUAUAAAAUGAUUAAAAUGAUGUCGUGGUUCGUGAUCACCGUUUUUGCAUUCGGUUUUAUUUCUGCAUCCACAAUACCAGUUGCUCAGCAAGAUCGAAUGAAUCUGUUCCUGUUGCGUACCGCAAUUGAGAAAGGUAAUGUAAGUGAAACCAUGCGUUUAAUUCAACAAGGAAUAGAUCUAAAUGCUCGAUUUGACGAUGGACAAUCUCCAAUUCAUUUUGCUGCAGAGAUGGGUAAUUUGAAUGUUAUUGAAACUCUGAUUGAUCAUGGCUCAAAUGUCAACGAUAGAGAUGAUGAUACCCAGCAGACACCUCUUCAUUUUGCUGCAGAGAAGGGCCAUGCGGAUGUUGUCAAAUAUCUCAUCCAACACGGAGCUUUGGUUAACGUCAAAGAUAGUGAUGGAGGGACUCCACUUCAUGAAGUGGGUUGGAAUGUUGAUGCGAACGUUACCAAUGUUCUCAUAAAGUACGGUGCGAAUGUUAAUGCUGAGGAUUAUAGUGGGACUACGCCGCUUCAUAGAGUUGCCUUAUUGGGUGUGCCCGAUGUUGCCAGAAUCUUAAUAGAGCAUGGUGCCAAUGUCAAUGCUAUAGACAGGAGUGGAACAUCCGUACUUCACAAGGCCGCCAGCAAUAGUAGAGCGAAGGUCACUGAAGUUCUUAUCAAACAUGGAGCCCAUAUUGAUGCCAUCGAUUUUUCAAAUGGACAAAUGACUCCGAUUCAUUAUGCCGUGGCACAGGGACUGGGUGAUGUUGUAAAAGUUCUCAUUGAUAAUGGGGCCAACGUAAAUGCUAAGAGUAAAUUUGGCAAAAUGCCGCUUGAUUUCGUUGCGCCGAAUGGUGAGGAACAUAUAGAAAAAAUGCUCAUCGAAAAAGGUGCACAUCAUUGAAGUUGCCAGUGAAAAAAUAGUACGAUUCAAUGUGUCCAAAAUGCAUAUUUUCAAGAUAGAUAGAUAUCUAAUAUCGUGCGAUAUUUCCUAGCGGACGCUUAAUACACACUGCCGCAUUAUCCUAUACUAAAUCAAAGUUCCGCCGCACACAUAGGAAAAAACGAAUGCAAGCAAGCGAUGCGAAUAUUCUGUUAUGCUGCUUUUCUUUAUGUGUACGACGGGACGUUGAUUCAGAAUGACAUAAUGUCUGUGAAGCGUUCGAAAGCAAAUAUUGUACGAUAAUAGGGAGAUACUUGUCUUAUGCGAUAUUGAAAAUAUGCUUUUUGGACACAUUGCCACAAUUGAAUCAAUUUAAUCGAUUUUUUAAAACAUUUUUUGGUCAAUCACAAAUCCCAAAGUCAUUCUAUUUCUUAAAUAGUUGAGACAAAAUAUGUAAUAAUGCUAAGAGAAUAAAGAAAAUGGAAAUUUUUGCCUCGAGCCUCGAGAUAAAUCA
Sitodiplosis mosellana (orange wheat blossom midge) is the source of this 1520-nucleotide messenger RNA. RefSeq names its product ankyrin repeat, PH and SEC7 domain containing protein secG-like. The transcript is spliced from 11 exons. Lineage: Eukaryota; Metazoa; Arthropoda; Insecta; Diptera; Cecidomyiidae. The record is from RefSeq and is a predicted model, not a curated record. The coding region runs from base 149 to 1027 and encodes 292 amino acids. Gene Ontology annotation, molecular function: protein binding.